Molecule: messenger RNA, 942 nt
Organism: Peromyscus californicus insignis
Lineage: Eukaryota; Metazoa; Chordata; Mammalia; Rodentia; Cricetidae
Gene: Sdr9c7
Product: short chain dehydrogenase/reductase family 9C member 7
Exons: 4
Coding region: 1-942 (313 amino acids)
Molecular function (GO): oxidoreductase activity
Source: RefSeq, a predicted model, not a curated record
AUGGCAGCCCUCACAGACUUCGCUUUCAUGUACCGCUGGUUCAAAAACUGCAAUCUGGUUCGAAACCUCUCAGAGAAGUACGUCUUCAUCACGGGCUGUGACUCGGGCUUUGGGAACCUGUUGGCCAGACAGCUGGUUGACCGGGGCAUGAGAGUGCUUGCUGCUUGCCUCACUGAAGAGGGGGCUCAGAAACUCCAGCAGGACACCUCCUACCAGCUGCAGACCAUCCUCCUAGAUGUCACCAAGACUGAGAGCAUCAAGGCGGCAGCCCAGUGGGUGAGGGACCAAGUGGGCGAGCAAGGCCUCUGGGCCCUAGUCAACAAUGCUGGUGUGGCCCUGCCCAGUGGUCCCAAUGAGUGGCUGACCAAAGAAGACUUUGUGAAAGUCAUCAAUGUGAACCUGGUGGGACUGAUUGAAGUCACCCUGAACAUGCUGCCUAUGGUCAAGAAAGCCCGGGGCAGGGUGGUCAACAUGUCCAGUUCUGGUGGUCGUGUGGCCGUCAUCGGUGGUGGUUACUGUGUCUCCAAGUUUGGUGUCGAAGCCUUCUCCGAUAGCAUCAGGCGAGAGCUUCACUUCUUUGGGGUGAAGGUCAGCAUAAUUGAGCCAGGGAACUACCGGACAUCCAUUCUGGGCCAGGAAGCUCUGCCAUCUCGAAUGAAGAAGCUGUGGGAUCGGCUGCCUCAGGAGACCCGGGAUAGCUACGGAGAAGAGUAUUUCCAUGCCUAUACUGAAAAGCUGGUUAACUUGAUGCAGCGGGCAUAUACGAACAUCAGCAAUGUCACCAACAGCAUGGAGCAUGCCGUUGUCUCCAGGAGCCCCCGAAUCCGCUACAAUCCUGGCCUGGAUGUCAAGUUUCUCUAUAUCCCCCUGGCUAAGUUGCCUGCCUCUGUGACAGAUUUCAUCCUGAGCCGAUACUUGCCAAGGCCAGCAGACAGUGUUUGA